CAGGAAGGCUGAGUCUCAGUGUUGGUGGAGCUACGGUGGGUACUAGGUCGCUACACCACGCAGCGCCUGGGAUAUUUUACACACGAACGGAUUUCGGAAGCCUCAAUGCAAGAGACUAACCACUUCCUGAAGGCUGCCCUGCAGGUUGGACCAUGGAGGAUAACUCGGCGGGUGCUGCUCUUCGUGAUUGUAUUCUGCGUGGUGAUCGUCAUCUUCGGCACGUUCAUCCUCAAGACUCACAGGUUCAACGAACGCGACCGCUGGGACAACGACUGGGACGACGACGAUGACGAUGACGACGAUGACGACGACAGCGACGACAAGAGCUUCAGCAGUGGCGACUCCGUCAUGAUGGGCAUGAUCACCCUGGCAGGAAUUGCUGGGCUGGUGGCGCUGGGCAGCUGUUUCAUGGCGACGUCCAACACACCUCGUCAGUUGAGUGACCAGAGCACCUCCAGCCAGUCUGUGUUUACCGUGAGUGGGGGCCCUCAACAACGACUCCAUCAGCAAGUGGCCCCCAGGCCCUCAGCCCCGGAGUCAGACCCCCGCCAGGAAGCUUAUACCCAUACUACCAGCCCCAUCAACACCAAGAUGCCCCUGCCUCAGAGCAACGGAUACCCGCUCAACCCCAGCUAUCCCAUUAACCCGCACUACCCGCCCGACCCGCCACCCAGCUACACGGCAACCGGCUAUCCUGCCGGCGGGGCACGGAGGGUGGGCAGGGCGGUGCCUCACACUGCUCUGCGGGUGGUAUCCUGCCCACCCACACUCAGUACCAUAGACGACCUGCCGCCUCCAUACUCCCCUACACCCAACCCUCCCAGGCGGUAGUGACGAUCUAUCCACUCAUCCAUCCCAUCGUCAACUCAUCUAAUCGUCAUCCACAUCAUCAUAAUCCUGUAGUCAUUUGUAUUUACUGUAAAUAAGGGACAUAUCUAUGCUGUUGGGGCAGAGCCGUGGGCAGAAUUAGCUAGGCUGUGAGCAAAGUGCACUUUGCUGUGCUAGCGUGCACUCUCUGUGUAAACUUUGCUCUUUAUAUGAGCAGUCUCUCCUCUGCUGUGUGCAAUCUGCUCUGCUGUGUUGAGAAUGUGCUAUGCUGAGAGCAGAGUGCACACAGUGUGCAGUAGACUUGCUAUGCUGAGAGCAGAGUGCACACAGUGUGCAGUAGACUUGCUAUGCUGAGAGCAGAGUGCACACAGUGUGCAGUAGACUCACAGUGUGCACUGUGUAAAGUGCACUGUGAUAUGUACACUAUAUUACGUGCAUUACACUGAGGGUGAAUUAUGAUGUGUGCGUCCAGUGGUAGUUUGCUGUGUACAGUGAGUGUUCUGAGCACACACUUGGUAGUUGUGUGCGUGGCAACAAUGGACAGCUGGCAGCUGUGUGCGUAGCAUCAGUGGACAGCUGGCAGCUGUGUGCGUAGCAUCAGUGGACAGCUGGCAGCUGUGUGCGGGUGGCAGCAUGGACAGCUGGCAGCUGUGCGGGUGGCAGCAGUGGAGAGCCGGCAGCUGUGCGGGUGGCAGCAGUGGAGAGCUGGCAGCUGUGCGGGUGGCAGCAGUGGACAGCUGUCAGCUGUGCGGGUAGCAGCAGUGGAGAGCUGGCAGCUGUGCGGGUGGCAGCAGUGGACAGCUGGCAGCUGUGCGGGUGGCAGCAGUGACAUUCCUGUAUGGUGCUCUAGUUAUCCUUGGUAGUAUUAGUCUUCCUUAGAUUAUAAGGCUUAUCUUCCUCUCAUAAAAUAACAUACAGCCUUUAACAAUAUGGAUCGCACUGGCUCUCUGCUUCCCAUAUGUACAAAGAUGAUAAAAAGACACUAAAAGCGAAGAAGCAUUUAGGACGAAGAAGAAACUUCAGUAUGUCUGGAAGAAACUGAUAAAUGGGACGCACGUCUCCACAAGAAGCAGUUAAUAUAUCCUAGAGUGCAAACAAUCACAAACAGGCGAUUCCAGCAAUGCAGAACAAGCCACAUGGGGAUGGAAAUCUCGAGCCUUAGCUCCUUCGCACUCUCGUGCGUCGCAAGGAGUUAUGUAAUGUUGCAAGACAGCAACAGAUAGGAGGGGAAAUGCUCUAAGGGCUGCCACUGGUACCUGUUUUGCCUCAGAGAAUUUCCCCUCCUAUCUGUUGCUGUCUUGCAAUAAUGCAUAGCUUCUGGCGACGCACGAGAGUGCGAAGGAUCUGGGGUUAGAGAUUGCCAUCCCCGUGUAGCUUGUUCCGCUUAUCCUAGAGAAUAUUACCAUUAGUAUAAUGAAAAUAAACAAAUCUUUUAAACAAACAUCCUUUUUACAAUGUUAUCGAUUAAGCUGGAUGGUGCCACGGUGUUGGUCUGGAUGGUGCCACGGUGCUGGUCUGGAUGGUGCCACGGUGCUGGUCUGGAUGGUGCCACGGUGCUUGUCUGGAUGGUGCCACGGUGCUUGUCUGGAUGGUGCUGCGGUGCUGCUGGUCUGGAUGGUGCUGCUGGUCUGGAUGGUGCUGCGGUGCUGCUGGUCUGGAUGGUGCUGCAGUGCUGCUGGUCUGGAUGGUGCUGCGGUGCUGCUGGUCUGGAUGGUGCUGCGGUGCUGCUGGUCUGGAUGGUGCUGCGGUGCUGCUGGUCUGGAUGGUGCUGCGGUGUUGCUGGUCUGGAUGGUGCUGCAGUGCUGCUGGUCUGGAUGGUGCUGCAGUGCUGCUGGUCUGGAUGGUGCUGCGGUGCUGCUGGUCUGGAUGGUGCUGCGGUGCUGCUGGUCUGGAUGGUGCUGCGGUGCUGGUCUGGAUGGUGCUGCGGUGCUCCUCUAAAACGAGUGCGAUGCCUGGGAAAUACAGGAGAGUAAUUAUGCACUUUUGAUCGACUUCGAAGUUUUCCUACCCUUGCUGUCAGGCUUUUGGCUAAGCUUCCUUGUUGAGUACCUGUUAAACCAGGCUGUUAUUGUUAGUGGCCUCCUGGGCCACGUAAUCAUCACAGCCUAAGUGUGCUCGACAGAGGUAGUUAUCCACCUUCCUCUCGAAGAUUUUUUUUUUUACAUGUAUCCCUGCAAUAUUUCUGAUAUCUGCUGGAAGCAAAUUGAAGAGUUUUGGACUACGGAUGUUGACACAGUAUUCUCUUGUACUCCUGCUUUUUUAUUGAAUUUAUUUACACCUUUUUUGUCAUAUUUUUCAGUGUUACUGUAGUAUGUAUAGAUUUUCAACCUGAACCCCCAGUAUCAUCCAGGUGAAUGUUAUCAAGUAUCUCUCCCUGCUUUGUUCCAGGGAGUACAUUCCAAUCACACUGAAGCAUUCUUCUUGGUUUAAAUGCUUUACUGACUCGAUGCGGUCAGUAAAUGAUCUCAGUAUAUUUUCCAGCUUUGAUACCACUCUUGUCUUGAAAGGAGCUGUGAGAACAGAGCAAUAUUCUAGAUAUAAGCGCACAAUUAAUAUGAAUAGUACCAUCAUUAGUAUUACUUCUCUUGUUGUGAGAGCUCUCUUUAUCCACCCUGUUAUUUUUCUAGCCUUUGCUGCUGUUGCUUUGUGUUCUCUACAAGACAUCACGGCAUUAUUCUCAGGUCUAUUACCCGUUUCUUAUUAUCUUGGAGAUAGUCUUCCUGCAUUCUAUAUUCUCAGCUCAUUUGGAGUUUUUCCCAAAUCUAUGCAAUUGAAAUUUGUCCACAGUGAACUUUAUGCAAUUUUCAUUUGACCGCUGGAAAACUCUCUUCAUAUCUAAUCGUAUUUUCCUGCAUCUUCUACUGAAGCGAAUUUCAUACUUGAUGUUCGAAAAGGGUGAUACCAAGCUGUGAAUACAACUUUUAUCUUUGUUAUGAGGAUUAGUAACAGUAAAGAUGCAGUGCAGUGUGGUGCUGAACUUUUUACUUUGCUAAUCGCUGACUUUAUUUACUGUUACUCUUUUGUGAUAGAAAUUGGAAUAAACAUUUCUGAAAUU
Messenger RNA from Cherax quadricarinatus, 3883 nucleotides. NCBI's taxonomy places the organism in Eukaryota, Metazoa, Arthropoda, Malacostraca, Decapoda, Parastacidae. The record is from RefSeq and is a predicted model, not a curated record.